Trichobilharzia regenti is the source of this 2000-nucleotide messenger RNA. NCBI's taxonomy places the organism in Eukaryota, Metazoa, Platyhelminthes, Trematoda, Strigeidida, Schistosomatidae. The record is from the annotation of a GenBank genome assembly.
CUCAAGAUACCCGCGGAACUUUACCAAGGUUGCUACCUCACGAGUACUCGGUGUUCUUGUUAACAGUAUGUUACUUAACGGUGAUAGUGAUGUUGUUGGUGAUGCAGCUAAGUUUCACAAGCCAGGAGAAAAUUAUAAUUCUCCCGGAUAUGUAGUAACUAAGAACACAAUGCGACUUCUGAAAGAGCAUCUGAAGCAGACAGGUGGUAAAGUGGUUACCAGAUUUCCACCAGAACCGAAUGGUAUUUUGCACAUUGGUCAUGCCAAAGCGAUUAACUUCAAUUUUGGUUACGCAAAGAAAAAUGGUGGCAUAACUUAUCUGCGGUAUGAUGAUACCAAUCCCGAAAAGGAAGAAGCGGAGUUUUUUGAGGCCAUAGAGGAUAUGGUUAGAUGGCUAGGACUUACUCCUUACAAAAUUACUCAUGCUUCUGACAAUUUCCAGCAGCUAUACGAAUGGGCAAUUAAGUUGAUUAAACUGAAACUAGCAUAUGUUUGUCAUCAGGCCGUUGAAGAAAUACGAGGUUUUAAUCCUCCACCAUCGCCAUGGAGGGAUAGACCAGUUGAGGAGUCCUUACAACUUUUUGAAGACAUGAAGAAUGGCAAGGUAUGUAUUCACGUUCCAAACCACUCCUAAUAAACAGCCUCUUAAACUUAUCAUAGUAAAAAGAGAUCCUGGUUGUCGAAGCUUACAUAGGAGACUCUUUGAGUAUAUCCAAACUAGAAGUUAUUGGUGUCAUUUAGUGUCGAUAUUAUAUAAAACACCUGAUAUUGAAGAAGGAAAAGCUACUUUGCGUAUGAAAGUAACACUGGGAGAUGGUAAAGUUGAUCCAGUAGCUUAUCGAAUAAAAAUGACACCCCAUCAUCGUACCGGUACUACUUGGUGUAUUUAUCCUACUUACGAUUAUACACAUUGCUUGUGUGACUCCAUCGAAAAUAUUACACAUUCAUUAUGCACUAAAGAGUUCCAAUCCAGGCGUCCUGCUUAUUAUUGGCUUUGUAAUUCUCUAGAUAUUUACUGUCCAGUUCAGUGGGAGUAUGGCCGUUUAAAUUUGUACUAUAGUGUAGUAUCUAAACGCAAAAUUUUAAAGUUGAUUGAAUCUGGUAUUGUAAAUGAUUGGGAUGAUCCACGACUAGUAACUCUAACAGCACUUCGUCGUCGUGGUUUCCCACCUCAAGCUAUUAACACAUUUUGUGAACGCAUUGGUGUUACCAUGGCUCAGACAACUCUUGAUCCAUCUGCUUUAGAUGCUUGUGUACGAGAUUAUUUAAAUGAUCAUGCUCCACGCGUAAUGGCUGUUUUAGAACCUAUUUGUGUAACAAUUACAAAUUGGUCUGAAUUAUAUGGCGAUAAAUCUUCUAUUGAGCUAACAGUGGCCGAUUUUCCAGCCAUUCCGGACGGCAGCACACACAGUGUUAUCUUACAACCAGAAUUGUAUAUAGAAAGUACAGAUUUCCAAGAAGUAGCUGAUAAAGGCUAUCGCCGUUUAACCCCCAGCCAAUCAGUUGGUCUUCGUUACACAGGUCUUGUUUUAGAGUUUACCGAAUUGAGAAAGGAUUCCAGUGGAAAAAUUGUCCAUUUAUUUGUAAAGGGUCGGAAGGUUGAAGACACUACAAAACCAAAGGCUUUCAUUCAUUGGGUGUCGAAUCCUCUUAAAUUUGAGGCUCGAUUAUACGAUCGUCUAUUUACCUCCAAAGAACCAGAAAGUGAAAAGGGUGGAUUCAUGUCUGUGAUAAAUCCAAAUUCAUUAGUUAUAAUUCCAGAUGCUUUAGUCGAACAAUCAGUUAAAGAUGCUAAAGUUUUCAGUGCAUAUCAAUUUGAACGUAUCGGUUUCUUUUCUGUGGAUCCUGAUACAAACUCUGAACGUAUGGUAUUUAAUCGAACAGUGGCCCUGAAAGCAGAUCCUGGUAAAACAGUUUAACUCACGAUUAAUUCUCAGGAAUCAGAAUCUAAUUCUUGUGUGAAUUCUUGUGUAAUUUAUAAUACAUUUUCUUACGUGGUA